CAUUACAAGGAUAUAAAAGUAAGGCUUAAGUUGAUUCCAAGUUCUUGAAUAAUUCAGCCUUGUGGUGCAGGACUGUUAGUUUUCAGUUAAGUAGUCUACUAUUUGUUCCCAUUUAUUGGAAGUAGGGUGGAGACUAUGAAGCACUCAGUAAAUCCAUGACCAAAGUGGAGUGUGAAUCCUGUUUGAAAUUUGCAGCUAGCAUGGGGAGUGGGUGGGGAGUCGGUUGUGUAGAUUGCAGUGCACAUGCUGUUAAUGUGCUAGUCUCUGUUCUCCAUACAGACUGACAAUAGGCAAGCUAGGAUGGGCAUAGGAGACAAACAAACAUACUUAUUUGUACUCACGGGCAUGUACAAUCACUCACAACUUAAUGCAAGGAUUGUGAGUGCUUAAAUAGUUCUCCCAGUCUUUUAAAGUGAGAUUGUCCAUAUGCAGCUUUUAAGUUAAUUACUGCUGUUAACUAGAUGUAGCGCAGCUGUAUAUUAUUUUUUCCCUUACCCACUUUCUAAUUAAAAGGCUCCCCAAAGGGUCCUAUAUAAAAUAAUGCAAUAUAGUUAAUUUGGAGCUGUUUCCAUAAGGACCUUUGCUUUAUCAGUCAAAGACUUGCCUAGCUUAACAUUUUGUUUCUCACAGUGAUUAACCAGAUACCUACAAGAAGCCCAUAAGCAGGACAAGAAGACAAUGGUGCUCUCCCCCAUUGUUCUCCAGCAACUAAUAUGGAGCGGCACGGUGCCCCUGAACCUGGAAGAAGCAUAUAGUCAUCAUGACAUGUAUCCGUUAAUAGACAUGCUUCAUAAAUUCAUCUAAUCCCCUCUGACAAUCAUCUAAACUAUCAGAUCUUGUGGCUGUGAAUUUUAUCAGUUAACUGUUCAAUGUAUGAAGGCACUCCAUGAUCCAAUUUUCUGUGCCUUCCAUUUCUCAUCCCAUCUCACUCCCAGCAGAGAUACUGCACAGUGGUACCUCAGGUUACAGACGCUUCAGGUUACAGACUCCACUAACCCAGAAAUAGUACCUUGGGUUAAGAACUUUGCUUCAGGAUGAGAUGAGAACACAAAUCGCGUAGCGGCAGCGGGAGGCCCCAUUAGCUAAAGAGGUACCUUGGAUUAAGAACAGUUUCAGGUUAAGAACAGACCUCCAGAACGAAUUAAGUUCUUAACCCGAGGUACCACUGUACUAUUUAUAUUCUAUACCUCUUACUUGCAUAGUCACAACUUAAUUAGAAGGUUGCCUGUGGUAAAGUAGAUGAGAGUUACUGUCCUGAUCAGCAAGUGGUUUUAUGUUGUGGUAAUAACCGCUCUUGCUGUUUGGAGAUGCAGUUGUCAUUUUCACUACAAACCUUAGUUUGGUUUUCCUCUAGUCCACUGAGCUGGGAGUAAACAGCUGCAACACAGCACAAGGCAAGAGUGCAGACAUAGGUUGUAGUUUGAUCUCCAGGCCCUCUUGCUCCUGUCUAGGAUAACAGAAAACCGAAAUCCUGACUAUGGUACCUUUGGUGACAGAUUGGUAAACCAUGCAUUCAUUACUGUCAUUAACUCAUUAAGGAAGGGUUAUUGUACUACAAAGCCUAAAAACUGGGUUCUGUCGGACUAAAUUACACUCAGAUUAAAGGGUAAAGGGACCCUUGACCAUUAGGUCCAGUCGCGGACGCAGCGCACGGAAACGGCGUUUACCUUUCCACUGGAGUGGUACCUAUUUAUCUACUUGCAGUUCGUGCUUUCGAACUGCUAGGUUGGCAGGAGCAGGGACCAAGCAACGGGAGCUCACUCUGUCGCAGGGAUUCAAACCUCCAACCUUCUGAUCGGCAAGCCCUAGGCUCUGUGGAUUAGACCCAUUAAAAUUAAUUGACUUAAUUAUGCCUAUUGAGUUCAGUGGGUCUACUUUGAGUAUGACUAGUGUUGGAUACAACCCUGUAAUUAUAGAAAGUACCUUCCCGGAAAAUUUCCAUCUCUUGCUUAGAAGCUCAAGUGUGUGUGUGUCUGUCCAUGUUUGUAUACACAUGGACAUAUUUGGUUAAUUUCCCAGGAAACUACAUGAGAAUGUGGCACAUGCAUUGGAUCUCCUCUAGAGCAGGCUUUGUAUUCUAUAUGCAAAUGUAAACGGGAUAAUUUACGCAAAUCAAUUUGUAAAAGAAUAGUUUGUUGUUUCAUUCUACUUCAGGGCGUGAAAAAUACUGAAAUUGUGUAGCCAUCCAUACCUCUUAUUUUUGUAGAAUGGUUGUUAAAAAAAUACUGUCUUUCUCAUGUGGGUCAGCUUUAGGUAAAUAACAUUAUUAUUAUUUUAAAUUGUGGCAUUUCUUUUUAAUAGUAAUAAGAGACACUUGUUCACUCAGGAAACUGGCAGUGCUAGGUUUUAAAAGGAGAAGCAAUUGUUUGAGAGACCAGCUAAGCUGGAAUAAAAGGCAGAAGGCCUUUGAACAUAGCAGGCUGGCUUGUAUUGAUCACUGCCAUCUGCCUUAGAUUGAAAAAGACCUUUUUCCCUAGAUAAAUAUUUGAGAUAAUGCCAUUGAACUAUCUGUUUUAUGACAAAAAGGCUUUUGAUGGGUUGGGGGAAUGACAAUGAAAGAAAGCCUGCAGGAUUAAUCUAUGAUUGAUUUCUUUAAAUAUCAACAGAAUAUAUAUAUCGGUGAGACUGAGUUGAGCAUGUUAUAUUGCAGCUGGUAUAUUCUGUGGAAGACACAGGUGAAAAUAAUGGCAGCACCUGUCUUGAGGUGUACCAGUUUGUGUAUAACCAGUGACUUUUUGAAUGUAGUAUUAUUGCGUUAGAGAUUUAGCUCAAACUGUACUUUUAAAUUACUACAGUGAUUUGCAGCAAAUUUCAGCUCCUUGUUCAUUAAGCUUCCGAAACAAGGGUGAGAUGCUCCAGAAUGUUUUUGCUUUGAUCUAGCAAGACCAGCUCUUGGAUAAAUUAUGUUAAUUGCCAAUAACACCAUUAUCGAUAAUUAUGUGAUUGCCAUAAGGAAGUUUAAGUCUGCAGCUCAGGUACCAAAGUGGAGGGCCAGAAAGUGGAAGAUCUGUAUAUUUCCUGUGAAACUAUGUGUCCUUCCCUGAACUUUUUGGAGGAAAGGUGACACAGAAAUGAAAUAAACAAAUGGGAAUGAUGACGUUUAACCCAUUGUGAAACUUAACGAUUGGACUUGUAGAUAAAAGCUUAAGUACUGUAUUUAUUUACUCAAGUCUAAUGUGCCAUCGAUUCUAAUGCACACCUCAAUUUUUGCAACGUAGUUUGGCCAGAAAUGGUGAGCAUUAGAUCCGAGUAAAUAUGGUAAUAACAAACAACAGAGAAAGCCAGAAUGAACUAUUUGCCUGGUGGUUCUUCUGUAUUUUCACAGAAUUUAUUAUUUUUAUCUCCAAGGAAUGGAACUCUACUCGUUGCUCGGAAGCCCUCUGUGAAUAAGGAACAAUGUUGUUGCCUUAGGCACACUCUUAAUUGAGAAUGUCACCUUGUUGCUCUCCACAGAAUGAGUUUAAAAGUGGAGUAGAAAGCUGUGUCCCUCUUCUGCAAACUCUAGUGCACUGCUAAUGUGAAAGAAAAGGAUAAAUGGUGCAUUUGCUCACAAGUACCAACUAGAAAGCGGAGGCUGCAGACAUGCACGUGAGACAAUCGUGUCCCUGGGGUUUGCUGAGAGGGGUCCGUAAUUGCUCAGUUCAUGCAGUAUUAAACAGGAGAGAGGAAGAACGAGCAGUUAAAAGAUCUUCCUGUUCUGCAAAACAUGGCUGUAUACUCCAUUUCAGUAAUGUGUUGAAUAACUCCGGAUAAAAUCAUUGGGCUACUCACACCCUUUAUGCACCAGCUUCUCCAUAACGUUUAUCAGUGCUGUCAGUUCCUAAAUAUGUUUAAUUAAAGUAAAAAAAUCUUUUCUGUAUUUCUUUUUAUUUAUUUCUUUAACCAAGAACAUAUAUUUCAAUGGCAUACAAAAAGUUAAGAAGCAAUACAAUUGAAUUAAAAAUAAGCGUAUGCCACACAGAUAAUAAUAUUUUUUAACAUACAAAUUUUGGUGAUUUCAAUCACAAUUCCUGGGAAUAAUAAUGAGUGUUAUUGAUCUUUGAGGGUGGUAACCUUUUCCUUUUAAAAAAAACAAUUUCCUUUAUUUAUAAAUAUCAGUAUAUUGCCCUUGAAGUCAUGAUAUUCUAACUUGAAGCUGAAAAGUUACAAAGAUUUUCAAGUAGUAGGAUAUUUCGCAGGAGGCAUUCGAACAUUGUUAUCAUUAUUUUGUAUAUAGUUUUUUUCUGCCAUAGAGUUAAAAACAAAUCUCUUGUUUGCUUGUUCUCCACCUUAAUUUUCAAGUUAAUUUUCCAAAUUUGACUACACCAACAAUUCUUAUUAAAUCCCUCUAUAUAUUUGAUUUUUUAUUUAAAAAUUCCAUUUAGCAGUAGGUUUGCUUCAAUGUGAGUUAUUUUCAAGUUAAGAGACUUAGCAUUAACUAUGCCUUUUUGCUCAGAAAUAGGCAUAGCUGCCAAGUUUUCCCUUUUCUCGCGAGGAAGCCUAUUCAGCAUAAGGGAAAAUCCCUUAAAAAAAGGGAUAACUUGGCAGCUAUGGAAAUAGGUGCCAUUAGAAAUCAUAUAAAUCUAGCCCUGGACAGCAUUCAGUUAGCCUGCUCUGGAUGAGUAUGACUACUUUUUUAUAUAAAAUAUAUUUAUGAAAAGAUAUACAGUACCGUAGUAUCCUUAUGGAAGAGGCUGUAUUUUUACUGACUUAAAAAACUGGGAAAGGCAACAAUUUAAUUCUAUUUCAACUUUACAAUGGAUUGACUUUCUCUACAGGGAUCAGUGUGCAAACAGGGUGGAGAUGGAGAUUAAAUCCUUCAUAGGCAACUGCCAUUAAAACGUUGUAAUUGAGCUACAAAUGUUGAAAAGGAAAACUGCGGAACGUAAAAAUACCAUCACCUGGAACAUUUAGCUCUUUAAUUGAAAAAAUGAAAGGAUUGACUGAAGAUCACCUGUACCUGGACUACUUUAAUCAGAAUGCAGAUUGUGUCUUGCCUCUCCACACAUCCAUAUCCUUGUUUUUGUUGUCAUACUGUGACUGCAAGACAUUCAGAGUAUUUUUAGUACUGCCAGGCGAAACAGCUUCAGAUGCCCAGCCUAAAGACAAAGUAUUACCCAAGGACCUGGAUAUUUGCUUCAUCAAAAGAUGUCAACUUCCUUUGGUGGUCCAGAGCUGCUGUUUACCUGCUGUUGUUGAGAAAAACGGAAGAUUUUGUCGAGCAGGACUUGCUGUGGUAUUGAGGCACAUAGUACAGAAAACAUAUGAAGCAGAUCCGUCAAGGGAGGACAUUUUGGAACUCUUGGGCUUUAAAAAGACCUGCUUGAAGGCUUGUGCUGAAGUCAGUGAAUGGACCAGACUUUGUGAAAUCAGCAUCCCUCGGGCAGUUGAAAACUUUCUGAGAGUGUCUUCGGAUGAGGUUCAGAGUAUUCCGGAGGAAGUAUUACAUUUUGAAAAGAAGCUGGGAGAACCUGUAAGAGUACAUAAUGAUGACAAAAUUCGAAGACAGAAAGUUCAACAGCAACAGACAUUUGUCAAGGAAGCAUGUAAAGAUGUUUCUUCACAAGAGGGAAGAUUAGCAGAAAAUCUGGACUCCUCGCCUGCACAACCGGAACUGAGUUUAGCUUUAUCUAAAUUAACUGUGCAAAAAACACCAGUUGCUGCCAAAAGGGAGCCCUCUCAUAUUAGGAAGAUGAAAACAUCCGAAUUGCCACUCUUGGAAAACGUUUUUGCUGAAGGGCUAUACUUCACUUUGGCGGAUGUAGUCCUCUUUCCAUGCAUCUAUCAUUUUUUGGGUUUCAGCAAGAAACACCAAGAGAACUUGUUAAGAUUGCCAUUGAUAUCUAGUUGGUUCCAGAGAGUUCAGGAAGUACCUGGAAUAAAGAGAGCUGCUGCCAAAUGCAAUAUGCAGUUUUUACCCCAUCAAGGCUCAGACUCUUUAUCAGAUGAACACAUGCAGUUUAUUUGCAUGGCUUCUGAUGAGCCAGAGGAAGAGCAUGAAGACACUUCAUUUAUAGGUGGACCAAGGCCAACCAUGACAAAAUUAAUGAAAAGUGGUAUUGAAGCAACAUUUUCCCCUCAUCCUUGCCCUAGUUGGGCACUAGAUUGGGACAGUCUGCCAGCAGCGGUUAAUCCAAGAGAAGGAAAGAUGUCCAGUGAUCGCGCUUUUAGGAAACAGCAGCAGCUCAACAAUAUGGUGGCCUUAGUGAAAAAGCUGGCUAAACCUGGAGAUAAAAUUGUGGAUUUUUGCAGUGGUGGGGGCCAUGUUGGAAUUGUCCUUGCUCAUAUACUUCCAUCAUGUCAGAUCAUAUUAGUAGAAAAUAAAGAGUUGUCACUGACACGUGCUGAAGAAAGAAGCAAUGUGCUAGGAUUAAACAACAUUUGGUUCAUCCAAGCAAAUAUGGACUAUUUUAAAGGAACUUUUAAUAUAGGGGUAGCACUGCAUGCUUGUGGUGUGGCAACAGACAUGGUGAUCGAACGCUGUGUCAAAGCUCACGCAGCGUUUGUUAUCUCUCCAUGUUGUUAUGGCUUCAUUCAGAACACAGCCAAGUUUGCAUUUCCACAAAGCCGUCAGUUCAAGGAAGUGUUAUCCUAUAAGGAGCACAUGAUUCUUUGCCGAUUUGCUGAUCAGACAGCUGUCCAGCUUCCCCCUGAACGGAGGCAAAUAGGUAAACACUGCAUGGGACUGGUGGAUCUGGAUCGGGCUUGGGGCGUGGAAAAAUGCAACUAUUCUGCACAAGUGAUAUCAAUGGAACCAGAGACAUGUUCCCCAAAGAACAACUUGAUAGUGGGUGUCCCAGUUUAGUUCAAAGGGCUUUUCUGAUCGAUUUGAAUUAAUAAUCACUCCUUGUGAUCAAAGUCAAGUAACGUUUUGUAGAUACAAACUGCAGCUGUGAAGCAGACAGUGCACAUCUUGAAUCCAUUGUCCCCAAAAUAAGGAAGCAGGGAGGAAAGGGGUUGGCAGUGGGGCUGCUUGCAAAGCUUCCUAAAUCCUCCUUGAAAUGUGUAAUUAAAUGACAGCUGGUUCUCAGAGCAGGAAUAUCCCAAAAUGCCCAUCUGCCCCCACAGUAAUACCAAUAAAGUUUUUUUUUUAAAAAAAAAAAAGCUUCAUCACUGGAAAGGUGAUUUCAUUUCCUUUUCUAUGAAGAUAGAUCUUGCAUGUUUGAAAACAGAUUUUGCAAGUAUUUUUGUACUCAGACUUUGACUAUACUAACAAGGGUACCCAACUACAGAACUCAACUCUCAUCAUUAAAAUCUAUUAACAUGCUUAUUCUGCAACCAUGCUAAGAAAGUGGACAAUAAUGGUUUUUCUUCUUCUCCCAUAACACUGGGAGACAAUGAGUUAGAAUGCUGGAAGAUUCAGGACAGAUAAAAGAAAGUACUUUUUCACACAGCACUUAGGACUUAUCCACAAUUCCUCUAGUCUCGCUGCUUUCACCUGGAGAAAACCACUCUUUAGCUUUCAGUUGGAGCAAACAGCAGUUCAGAUUUUCUCUGGAUUGAUGUUUGCUCCGAUUUAGAGCUAAAGAGUGGGUUUUCCUUGGGAAAUGAGUGGUGGCAAGGGGGGAAUGCUUGGACCACUCAAACCUCUGCUUUCUAGGCACAGGACAAGCAGAAGUGUGGACAAUUCACUCCCACAAGAGGCAGUAACAGCCACCAACUUGGAUGGUUUUAAAAGAAGGUUAGACAAAUUCAUGGAGGAUAAGUCUUAUCAUUGGUUACUGGCCAUUAUGGCUUUGCUCAUAGAGAAAGUAUGCUUCUGAGAACAGAAUACUGAACUCGAUGGGCUCUUCUCAUGAUCUUAUGCCAACUUGCCACAGCAGCAACUUAGAGAACUUUCUCUGACUUAAUUAACUCUGACUUAAUUAACUGUAGAACUCAUUAAGGAGCAUAAUCAUAGGUUUAGCGUUAUAGUUUCCUUUUGUCUUUUCGUUUUCCAUUUCCAUUGCCACAGCUCCUUCCAAGCCCAUUCUGCAUUUGUAAGUACCUACACUUUGGAACUCCCUGCCUAUUGAUAUCAAGCAGGCAGCUUCACUGUACUCUCUUUGGUGCCUACUAAAAACAUUCUUGUUUAGACAAGCCUACCCAGAUGCUUAGAAAGUUGAGGCAAUUUUAAUCUGUUUUAUUAUUUUAACUUUUGUAUCUUUUAAGUAUGGUUGUAAAAUUUUCUUGAUUUUUAUUGCUUUGCUUUUUUGUAAACCACUUUCGGGUGUGUGUGUUUUACAAUCAAGUUGUGCAUAAAUUUUAUGAAAUAAAUUAAUAAAUAAGCA
Zootoca vivipara (common lizard) is the source of this 8249-nucleotide messenger RNA. The record is from RefSeq and is a predicted model, not a curated record. Lineage: Eukaryota; Metazoa; Chordata; Lepidosauria; Squamata; Lacertidae.